CGGUAAUGCCCUUGCCAUUCCGCACUUUGCAGAUACUGUACAGUUAACGCUUUCACUCGGCGCUGCUCGGACCGGGGCCCACUCACUGCGCCGCGCCGCACUGCGCAUGCUCCGACUACUGACGGGAGGAGGGAGCGAGCGAGCGUGCGGCCCGACGUGCACUGCGCAGGCUCGGCACACAAUGGCGGAGCUGGGUAAGAAGUACUGCGUUUACUGCCUGGCCGACGUGACGAGCCUCCGGCUCCGCUGUACCGAAUGCCAGGACAUCGAGCUGUGCCCCGAGUGCUUCUCGGCAGGUGCCGAGAUCGGCAACCACCGGCGCUGGCAUGGCUACCAGCUGGUGGAUGGCGGCAGGUUCACACUGUGGGGACCCGAGGCCGAGGGCGGCUGGACGAGCCGUGAGGAACAGUUGCUGCUGGACGCCAUCGAGCAGUACGGGUUCGGCAACUGGGAGGACAUGGCCGCGCACGUUGGGGCGCGAGCGCCGCCGGAAGUGAUGGAACACUACGUCAGCAUGUACAUCCACGGUAACCUGGGGCGCGCGUGUAUCCCGGACACCAUCCCCAACCGCGUGACCGAUCACACGUGUCCGAGCGGCGCGCCACUGUCGCCGAGCCUGACCACGCCGCUCCCGCCGCUCGAUAUCACCGCGGCAGAACAGCAGCAGCUGGGCUACAUGCCGCUGCGCGACGACUACGAGAUCGAGUACCUGCAGGACGCCGAGACGCUCAUUAGCGGCUUGGCGCUCAACUACGACGACGAGGAGGUGGACAUCGAGCUGAAGCGCGCGCACGUCGACAUGUACGUCAGGCAGCUGCGCGAGCGCCAGCGGCGCAAGAACAUGGCGCGCGACUACAGCCUGGUGCCCGCCUUCCUGGGUCGCGAGCGAAAGGAGCGCGUGCCGCGGCGCAAGGUGACCAAGGAGGAGCGCGAGCUGCGCGCCAAGCUGCGGCCCAUCUGCCAGUUCCUGUCGGCGCGCGAGUUCGACGACUGCUUCGACAACCUGCACAAGGAGCGCGCGCUGCGCGCCAAGAUCCGCGAGCUCCAGCGCUACCGGCGCAACGGCAUCGCCAAGACCGAGGAGUCGGCCGAGUACGAGGCGGCGCGGCACAAGCGGGAGCGGCGCAAGGAGCUGCGGGGCAACGGCGGCGGCGGCAUCGGGGCCGGGGCGCCGGGCAGCGCCGCCGCCAGCACCGCCAACUCGGCCUCGGCCAAGCGCCCCAAGGACGAGGCGGGCAGGGAUGUGGCGGUCGCCGAGUUCAGCAGCGCCAUGGAGAACCUGCCCGGCUUCGAUCUGCUGUCCGAGCGAGAGAAGGUGCUGUGCGGCUCGCUGAACCUCAGCCCCGGCCGCUAUCUCACUGUCAAAACCAUCAUCAUCAAGGACUACCUACAGAAGAGGCAGGGCAUCCCUUCCAAGAGCCGGCUACCCAGCUACCUAGACAAGGUUUUGAAGAAGAGGAUAUUGAAUUUCUUAACGGAAAGCGGGUGGAUUGCCCGGGACACUUCUUGAUGCAAAAAUAACUUGUCAGCUAACUUUGACUUAAAUGUGCAACCGCAAGUCCCUGUCGGGGAGUCAGCAAAAGGUGGCAUUAAAUCGAACUAUUUUUAAUUGUGUAGGGAAUACAAAUAUCACAAAGCAUCCUUGUCAUAACAGACCAGAUAAUCAAUAAAGUCUUUGCCCUAAACAACAGGCAUGACGACUGGGUGCUGGCUGCAGACUCUGAGCCUUAAGUUGUUCAGCCACAAAGCUAAGGAAUUUAAAACUGUGAUUUUAAAUACCUUAAUUUUCUAUUUAUUAAUAGACCAGAGAGGAAACUUAAUGAUCUCAAGUUAGAUUCUUCAGACUUUUUUGGAAGUUUCAACAGUAGCUUAGCAAAGUUAGUUUGCUGCAAGAUCUGGGUUAUAUGUGAUUCAGGAAUAUAAUGCUUUAUUGUUGUAAAUAAUGAAUUAUCUGAGGGACUUCUGAUCACAUAUUCUGAUUGAUUUUGUGGCACUCAGUAAGAGUGAGUGUUACCCAUGAGGUGGUUUAGCCACAGGUAAUCUAAGUCUAGCAAAAUGGUAGGCAAGCAACUGCCUAGUGGGCAUUUCUAAGCUUUAUUAAGAGGUUAAAGAUGUUUGCAAUUUUAUUUGGUUUUUUCCUGUCAGCUUAAGUCUCUGGAAUUCUAGAGGUUUGACAGUUUCGCUGGAGAUUCAGCAUUGUGCAAUUUCCAUCAGAGCAAUUUGCAGCCGACAGUUGCUGAUUCAGUGGAUAUGGAUGUUGCAUGUUGGAGAUUAUCUGUAAGUGAUGUACGUAUUUCAGACAUUUGCUAAUAUUUUGCUCUAAAUUGGAAAUGAUGAAAGAUCACUGGUUUGACAAAUGAACUGCUUCUCUCUUUAUAAAUGCUGUUUCCCCGAUAUUUUUUCUUCCAUAUUUCCACUGUCAGCAGUUUUUGUCUCAAACCAUUUAUAUAAAAUAGUCACUUAAAAAAACUUGAUGAGUUUUUAUUUUAGUUUAUAAUUACUGACCCUGCUUUGUAAAGUUGAGUCCAAUAUUUUGGCUGUUGAUUUUUUUUUACUUAUUAAAUAUUUGCUCUCACUAAAGCUCUGCGUCUUCUCUCCCCUCCCCCCCCCCAAAAAAAACUCUAAAAACUAUUCAAGUUACAUGUUGCCAUAUUUGGACCCUCUGCAGAUCUAACUGAAAUGGGGAUCAAUCAUCAUUGAGGGGGGAGGGGGGAGAAUCAGCCUUUAUAGCAACUCCUUGUUUUAACUUCCUUUUCCUAAUUUAAAAUUUUACCAGAAUGAGAUGAGGAAAAUUCAUCGUUUAAAAAUGACAGAUUGCAUUCUGUGAAUUAUAAAUUUAUUUAUAAUAAGGGUGAUAAGGAAACUACUUCGAUCUUGAGUGUAAACAUCCAUUGAGAAGUGUCAUUAAAAAGGCACAAACUUACGAAAAUGACUCAAAAUAGGUGUUUCGUUUGUAUAAUGUUUCCACAUUUGUGCCAUAUACUGAAGAUAUAUACUUUUCAGUUCAAUAGGUAACAUUACAGUUACCUGCAAGUAAUAUACAUCAAAAAAUAGCAUUAUAAAGCUUGCUUACUGAGAUAUAACACGGAACAGGUCCUUCCGCUCCAUUGAGCCAUACCGCCCAGCAAUCUCCCAAUUUAACCCGAGCCUAAUCACAGGACAACUUACAAUAAAUGACCAAUUAACCUACCAACUGGUACAUGUUUGGACUGUGGCAGGAAACCAGAGCACUCGGAGGAAAUCCACGCAAUCGGUCACGGGGAACGUACGUACUCCUUACAGAUACCGGUGGGAAUUUCAGCCUUUGUCACUGGUGCUCUAAAGCAUUGUGCUGACCACUACGUUACUGUGCCGAGAGACUUGCCAUGUACCAAAAAAUAUUUACUUACGUUCCAACCUAUGAACAAUAAGCUUGUUUUAGAAUUUCUGGUACCAUUCAGUUCAUUUUAAUUCCAUUUAUAGAAAGAAGGCUCGUGCCACUGCACAGCUGAAUCUGAAUAGAAUGAAAAGUGAUGUUUCUGAUUACUGAUUAAGACUAGCUUUUUGUCACAUGUACAUCAAAACAGUGAAAUGCCUUGUUUGCAUCAAUGAACAACUGUGCUGGUUGGGGGGAGGGUGGGGGUGGUGAUGCUCAUAUGUGUUGCCAUGCUUCCGGUGCAAACGGAGCCUGCCCACAGCUUACCCUAACCCUUUGGACACCAGAGCACCCAGAGUUUACAAAUAACAGUGGGAAUUGUAUGUACCCUGAUCUUCGAAUUGAUCGCUAGUGCUGUAAAACUUUAUACUAAUCACUAAGCUACCAGUUUUGCAUUCUUUUCAAGAUGUCUGAAAAUGAGACUAUAGCCUUUGUACCAAAGCUACACUAUUGGUACCCUACUUUUUUUGUAAAUAAAAGUGAACUUCAUUCUUUGCUUUUGUAUCAGAUUUUUUUAACCUUUUGAAAGCUUAUACUCCUUUGGGAAGUGAUUGACUUGGUAAUCUUCCAUUAAUAACUUGACCAAGGAAUUUUUCCUCCCCUUAAGUGAAUUGAGAGCAGUUGUACCACUUUGAUUGACGUGCAAACUCUGAAUUUGCUUGACCUUCUAAUUUGUAUAAAAUGGCUUUUAAUUUCCAUCAGGUUUGCAUUCAACAGAUAACUUGCUUCCACUAGUAUUUCUUCCAUUGAAUAUGAAUUAACGUGCAGUUAAAAUGUAAUCAGGUUUGUUGAAGACACCUUUGUUAUUUCUUAUUCAGUGGAUUUCUCCUAUGUAUAAGCUGUGAAUUGGUCAUCAGUUGAUAUUUUAACAAAUAUUAGCAAUGAAAAUUAAUUUUAAAAAGUUUGUCACAGUAGAAUUUUGGAAGCUUGUCAUCUGCCAGAAUUUAUUUUUUAAAUUACAACUCAAGUUAGAUUAAGGAUUUAUAUAUUAUAAUUCAUUCCUGUCUGGUUGUUAAUUUUGUAUAAAAUACAAAUGCCUACAAUACAAGGCCCAGAGCUCAGGGUGAAUUCUAGACUCAUGCAGAAUUUUCUGAUCUUAACUUGGGUUGUAAGUGGUUCAUGGCACAGUUGACGUUUUAAGUUUUGAAGAAGAGGGUUGGCUGUGCAGUUUGUGCUUUGUUCAACAACCCACAAGCAUGAGGUAUGUGGAGAUGAGGUACAAUGGGAAGUCCAAUUAACUUAGGAAUUUGAUGCUGGUGUCUACGUUGAAUUAUUGGUUAUUUGUACUUUUGUGAUUCUAGAAAUAGUUACAGUCACCUGUGACUUGUAGUUUUCAGUUCCAAUUUGAGUUGUUGGGGUGAUUGUCUGUUCUCAAAUUAAAAAAUGGUUGUGAUCGAAUCUCUUUCCUAAUUUUUGAGACACUUCUCCACCCCUUGCAGUAAGUGAGCCAUAAUUCAGGGUGGUUAGCAAUCAUUGAAAAGACUGGACAGUGGAAUGGUAGGUACUGUGUGGACAAGCAGAAGCAGACAAACCAUACCAUCGGUAUGUCUGACUCCAUUGUUUUCUGCUACUGGCUGCAAGAUGCUUCAUAUACUGUAUCAAAAUUUCCUAUUUUGUGAAAAUCCAGAAUCUUGUUAAAAGAUGGGUUUGUGACUUUGUCAAAGAUUGCAUCAUUAGUUCAUGUCACAUUAACACAGCAAAUUAGACGAUUUCAGUAUUUGAAUAGAAAGAGUACCAUGCUUUCUAAAUUAUAAAAUCAGCAAUAUUCUAAAUUUGCUGUAUCAAAUUGUAUCAGUGGAUUUCUUGCACUGUUCUGGGAUGUUACUAAAAUAAAUCGUGAAAUUGUUUGCAAGGUUCUUGGGAAAAUUUUAGAAGGUCCACAUCCUUUGCCUUUCUCCAUAAUUAAGUCCCAUUUUGUUGAGUGUGACAAGAUUUGGAUGUUGUGACCAGAUCGGUCAACUUAAUUUAAUUUUUGCUGGCCCUCCUUACUGUACAUUCCUGCGAAGGUAUUUUGGAAACAAGACUGAGAAAGCUGUCUAUAUGUGAUUUGGUGUAGAAGGGAUAUUUAAAAUACAACCUGCUGACUAAUCUUUGAAUGCAAAGUUAAAGUUCAGGCAGCUGUGUGAAAUUACUUUCUUGCUGCUUGCACAAUUUACCUAUCCAGUAGCUAAAUGUGACAGACAGCAUAGUGGAAGGUCAUAACUGUAAUGUAUAAACAUAAUGUAAUAUAUGUAUCAUAUUUUUAAAUUUUUUUUAGGAAGUUAUGUGAUAGGAGUGACUCUAGCUGAGGUUAAUAAUUGUAACAAGGAUUUACAUCUUGUGUGCCUAAAUUAAUUGGUAUCUGGAUAAACCAUACAAAAACUACAGCACAGAAACAGGCCUUUUGGCCCUUCUUGGCAGUGCUGAACCAUUUUCUGCCUAGUCCCACUGACCUGCACAGGGACCAUAUCCCUCCAUACACCUCCCAUCCAUGUAUCUGUCCAGUUUAUUCUUAAAUGUUAAAAAAGAACCCUCAUUUACCACUUCAUCUGGCAGCUCAUUCCACACUCCCACCACUUUCUGUGUGAAGAAGCCCCCCCAGUGUUCCCUUUAAACUUUUCCCCUUUCACCUUUAACCCAUGUCCUCUGGUUUUUUUCUCCCUGUGCCUCAGUGGAAAAAGCCUGCUUGAAUUCACUCUAUCUAUACCCAUCAUAAUUUUAUAUACCUCUAUGUGGUAAAGCACCUAAUUUGGUGCUGGUAUAUCUUAGAAAAUCAAGGGCAGGUAGCUUAAUUUUGUUUUUGUUACUGGCAAGGCAGAGAUGCCCUUUCCUUUUGCUAGCUUGAACUUAAAAUCUGACUUAAGUGCUAGGAAGCACUUCUGGUACCAUCAGAGUAGAAAGACAUUUCUAAAGAAUGAAAUUACUCUUACACAAUUCUAUUCCAACAGUAUAAAAUGUGUCCAAUUAGGAGAGUCAUGGAAACCUUUUUGACUACCUUUUCCCAUUUGUUAUUGUUUUACACAUCUGUAUUUUUAACUGAUUUUGGUGUCUUAAAGGAUGAUACUGAAAUUAAUUUGUGAAGAGGAAGAUGCCAUUUUAAAAUGUGCUUGGCUGUACUAGGAAAGUGGAUACCCUGAAUGCAGUUUGAAGAUGGUAUUCAGAAGUAGAGUGACAAAACACAUUUCAGAAUUUUGAAUUUAUUUCUCAUUUUAUACCAUUUAAUUUAUUGCUUUUACUGCCCUUUGAAGGGGAAGCAGAUCUGUCAUUUCAUGCAAGGAUAAUCCUGUAUACACUGUAAACAACUUGUUUUGGUAUUAAUAUAUUUUGUAAACAUGAGUAAUACGUUAUAUAAUGUUAUUACCCUCUGAAUAUUGGUUGUGAGUGGCAGUUUUUAAAAGAUGAAACUUUCUGAGAUGCUAGGAAUAGAGGGAAGUGCAGUUUUUUUAUUAAGUCUCUAGUGUGAGUUCAGAGUUUUUAAAAUUGCAUUUUAGAUAAAUUAUUAUUUUUGGAGCAUUUUGUUGCUUGCUGCUCAAAGGAUCGAUUAGAUGCCUACAAAGCUUUGCAGGGCACUUACAUUCACAAUAAUUUUGAAUAUGUUCACAAUUUUUAAUAAGUGAUUUGAGAGUUUUUAAUUUCGAAGCUUAAAUGCUGCCUGUAGUUGAUACUUUCAGCAUUGCUGCUUGUUUUCGGAAUGAAUGUGUAGGACACUAAAAAUUUUAAAAUUGGGUGCUCAAUGUUUCUGGUUAUACUUCCCAGUUCAGUAUUGCGAAAGUAAUUUCUGUUCAUUCUACCCUUGGCUACUAUUAAAAAUGUAUGUCACAGUGAAUGUGUUCUAAGUGUAAUCAAAUUGCUUACUUUGCAUUGCACAGAAUAGGUGUUGAUUCUGUGCUUUAUUAACAGGAUGUCAGAUGCCAGUGUCUAAAUAUUAUGAUUACCAGUUGAAGGGCAUUUCUGACAAUGCCUAUUGCCAAGGCUGGCAUCUGACUAUUCCUGGUGGUGUGCUACAUAAGACAUCUGGUCUACUUGCAGUGAAGUUACUUGCAUAGAGUAAGUGCUGUUUAUUUAGGGUCAGAGAAAGGUAGUAUUACUGAGUCAAAAUUCUGUAGUGACCAUUGUCAAACUCAGUGAUAUAGUACAGUUUGGAAACAGGCCAUUUGUCAACCAUUAAGCACUUCAUUAAACACUCAUUUUCUGUUUUCCCCAUUUUACCGUCAAACCAUAUCUACACACUAGGGACACUAUAGUGGUCAGUCACCUACCAACCUGUAUCUUUGGGACAUUUGGGUUGAGUUUCUUCCUACGAAGAAUACAAACUGCAUUCAGUAACACCUGUGUGACUAGAGCUGUGAGGCAGUAGCCACUAGCUACAUCACUGAAAACAUGUAAUGAUAGCAUUCCAGGUUUUUUUUAAUAUUAAAUUCUACUUUGAUUGUUUUGCAAUGGUUGUAUGUCAUUUCAAUAUACCAUGUGCAGUACAGAUUUAAAAUGCCCAGACUGGUAUCAAACGUCUGUUACCUUUUUAUUUCAUAAGAAAUUAAUUAUUAUAACAUUGGAUAGUAGAGCACAGUAUUAGGCUUUUGGCACAUGAUAUUGUUAACUUACUCCAAGAUCAAUCUAAUACUUCACUCCAACAAGGUCCUUCAUUUAUCUUUCAUCUAUGUAGAAGCUAGUAUGUAAUCUGCCAUAAUCUCUUACAAUUGGUUGAACUAUUUAUCCCUUGAAUCUUUUUAUCUGUGACAAUGGUUUAAUCAUUAAAGAAAAUCAUGACAAGGGGUUUAACAAUUGUUAGUGCAGGGUAGGAUUUUUAAUUUAAAGUCCUAGUUCCUUGGUUGGAGGACUGAUGGAGUUCCUCUGGGAGUCAAUAUAGAAGGCCUGUGAGGAAGUGAUUUUCAGAUAUUGGAAGGUAGCAUGGAAGUAAAAGAUCAACCAUGAUCUUGAUGCUAGGUCAGAUAUGUGCCAGUGAAUGGCCUACUCAAAAUUUUUAUUGUGUUCCAGAUAAUAAAUCACUUUAGACUCGUAUAAUUUUUAAAAAUAAUUUUGAAAUCAGUUGUCCUUAUUUUUCCUCACUCCUACUGCCCAAAUAGCAUAGUACAUACAUCAAUCAUUGUAAAGGAUUAAUCCUUUUCUGUCUUAUGAACUACCUUGCAUCCUGGCCCUAUUAAAUAAUUCAACUUGUGCUGUUUUUCCAAUAUCUUCAACUUUUAUUUUUCUAAUGUAUAUUUGUUACGCUACACUGCCUAAGUGCUGUGCAUAAUGGGCUUAUUCCGCUAUCCUAAUUGUUGAAGAAUUUAUUGUUAUGUUUAUUAAUUAAAAACCAGUGAAAACUCUUUUAGUGGUAUUAUUGAUCCAUAAAUUUAAAUGUAGCCUCCACUUAAUGGAGGUUCAUUAUUUGGUUUUUACAUUUUGUUUUUUAAAAGGAAGUCUCAAUGUUUCCUUUUGUUGAUACAUAUUAUCAAGCAACUUGUAAUUUCUGAACUGAAUGGUAAUUUUAUCCAGAAUCCAUAACAGUCUAGCUCCUGUUUCCCACUGGGAUCACAAAAUCAUCUCCAAUGUUCUUCUUGCUGAAUAAGAAAAAAAAAUAGUCUCAGGGGAAUUGAAUGUUCAAUUGUAUUUAAUUUUGUUGAUGGGGACCAUUGGAAUUCAGUAGCUUUGGCUGUAGGUUGAAUGAUGAGAAUAUAAAUGCUUCAGUUACGUUGAGUGGUCCAAACACUGACAGAUCAAGGUACCCAAUGUUGAGUGGCUGUGUAACAGACUAAAGGGUUUUUGUAGGGGAGAGUGUGAAGACUAGUCUGUCAGUGUAUGGAACUUAAAGUUUUGAAUGAUGAAUCCAAGCAGCAGAACAGGAACUGCUGCAGUAUGGAUCCUUGGGUGGAGAGGAGUAGCAAAAGUCACAGUAACUGAUUAAAAUUUUCAUAAAAUCGUUCCAUUUAGUGCUUCAACCUGAACCCACAAAAGUAAUAGAACUAUAGUUCAUUGGCAUGUUCACAACUGCAUUGGUGCUGAAUCCUGCACUCAAGCAGAACUUGACAAUUUUAUUACCUUCACUAUGAAUUUGCACCUUGCCCUCAAAUUCAAUGUAAUCAAUUCUGAUACCUCCUGGAUUGCCUUGUCUGUGCAGGAGAAUUACUGACUUUUUCCAAUAAUCCCACUGACUCCAUAGCUACCUGGACUCAUCUAGUCUCUUAUAACAACUUUGUUCUGUUUGGUCUGCUGCAUCUUCUCAGGAAAGCUUUAUUCUAGGACAUUUGAAGUAUCUUGAGGGUAUGCAACCUCUCAUCUACUGCUUGAUGGAGCCCUCACUUGAAUUUUCUAUUUCCUGCACUACUGGUCCUACCCCAUAUGCCAACCAGCACAGAGAUAGAGUUUCCUUAGUCCCCAUUUUUCAUUUCAUUAGUUGAUGCUCAGCCUUGUUAUUUCUGCCUGCAGCAGCAGGAUUCCAACAUCAAUCAUAUAUUUCCUUUCAUUUCUGUUUUCGGGGUUCUAUUCUCUUUACAACUAUUUGCUUGCUCAUCUUGUCACUCUUCCUUUCAACUAUGGGAAGUACAGCACUUGUCCCUAUGUCACCUCCCUCAUCACCAUCCAGGACCUGCUCAGCCCAUGUAGGUCAAAGAUUUGCUAUUGUCUACUGCAUUCAGUGCCCAUAAUUUGGACUCUUCUACCUCAGUGAGCUCAAACGUAGGUGCUAUGCAAAAUUGUCACCUAGUGUACUUUAUGUCUGACUUCCCAGCUGUGUGCCAUUUCAACUACCUCCAUUGGCCUGUCAGUCAGUCCUUGGACCUCUCUACUGUCAGGCUGAGGUGCAAUGCAAAGUAGAAAAUCAAUACCUCAUUGUUGCAGUAACACUAAAUGUUUCAACUUCGUGUAACCACAACUCAUUGUACUUCUUUCUGCCCUUCUGACCCUCUCCCCCACGUGGUUCCAUCUGCUUAUGCACUGCUCUUUGUUCUUGUAUCUCUUCCCCCAACUAUUCCACCCUUAUCUGGUUCCACAUCUUCCUUGUGAGAUGUCAGCGUCUGCGACCUAGCUUCCAGCCUCCCUUUAUCUACCCUUUUCUAUUUCCACACCCAUACCCUACCCAUGUUGAGCUGUCACCCACCAGUUAUGUCUCCUAAUUUCACUUUCCUCCCCUCUUGGCUCCAUGGAUUCCCUAUUCACCUGAUUCCACCUGUGUCCCUGACCUCUAUAGUGGCUAUCCCCGUAUACGCUAUCUCGAUGCAGGAACUUAACACAAAAUGUUGGCCCGUACUUUCUCCAGCAGUGUUCUUUUGCUCUUAAAUUUCAGCAUCUACUAUCCUUUGUGCCUAGGGAUAGUCAUUCGGGAUCUAAUGGGAGGAACAGAUUGCUGUCUAUAUUACACAAUGGAAGCAACAGAUGUUGCUGAGAAAUGAACCCAUUGCAGCCCAGUGGCAAACUUAGCAAUUGAUUUCAUUACAACCAGUGCCAAUCAAAUCUCACCAGCAUUGAGAAAAUAAAAUCCUCCCCCCACACAGGAAAUGCCAUUAAGAUAUUGGAAUUUCUGAUACCAACCAUUAAGCUCUUCGGGUCUGUUAAAUAAUUUAGUGGGUUGAAUAAUACCGAUUGCAAAGCUCCCAUUAUUAACUGCUGGAGUUAAGAAAAUACACUAUUGGUUGCAUCUUCUGGAUAUUGGACUGCAAAUCCAUCCCUACACACAGAGACAUUGAGAGACAGAUACAAUGCAACAAAUUUCCAACAUUUUCAAAGUUUUUUGUUCUUUACGUUUUUGUA
Molecule: messenger RNA, 11140 nt
Organism: Mobula hypostoma (lesser devil ray)
Lineage: Eukaryota; Metazoa; Chordata; Chondrichthyes; Myliobatiformes; Myliobatidae
Gene: tada2b
Product: transcriptional adaptor 2B
Exons: 1
Coding region: 107-1510 (467 amino acids)
Biological process (GO): chromatin remodeling; regulation of transcription by RNA polymerase II
Cellular component (GO): SAGA-type complex; nucleus
Molecular function (GO): transcription coactivator activity; zinc ion binding; chromatin binding
Source: RefSeq, a predicted model, not a curated record